Centruroides sculpturatus (bark scorpion) is the source of this 815-nucleotide messenger RNA. Its product is annotated as shematrin-like protein 2. The transcript is spliced from 4 exons. NCBI's taxonomy places the organism in Eukaryota, Metazoa, Arthropoda, Arachnida, Scorpiones, Buthidae. The record is from RefSeq and is a predicted model, not a curated record. Bases 11 to 739 code for a protein of 242 amino acids.
CUAUAUCAGAAUGAUAUUGCACUGGAUUUUCGAGUUUAUUUUCUUGGCGAACCGUUGUCCUUCGGAAAACAACAGAAAACAAAUCAAGUUCGCCGCUAUCGUUUUGGCUGCCUUGUGCGCCGUCAGCAUGGCUGGAUACCUUGGAGGAAUUGGAGGAAGAGAUGCCGCAGUAACCGUCAGCCUGGAUAACCAGAGAGCCGCUCCUUACGGAGGACUCGGCGCUUACGGUGCUUAUGGUGCUUAUGGACUCGGACACGGCGCUUAUGGAGCCUAUGGACUCGGAUACGGCGGUUACGGCUUGGGUCUUGGUUACGGAGGUUACGGACUCGGCCACGGAGCCUACGGACUCGGAUAUGGACUGGGACUCGGCUACGGAGGUUACGGUUUAGGUUUUGGAAAAUUCGCCGCUAUCGUUUUGGCUGCCUUGUGCGCCGUCAGCAUGGCUGGAUACCUUGGAGGAAUUGGAGGAAGAGAUGCCGCAGUAACCGUCAGCCUGGAUAACCAGAGAGCCGCUCCUUACGGAGGACUUGGCGCUUACGGUGCUUAUGGACUCGGACACGGAGCUUAUGGAGCCUACGGACUCGGAUAUGGCGGUUAUGGCUUGGGUCUGGGUUACGGACUCGGCGGCUAUGGCGGUUAUGGAUUGGGUCUCGGUUACGGACUCGGCGGCUAUGGAGGUUAUGGAUUGGGAUACGGUCUUGGCUAUGGUGGCUACGGACUCGGCGGAAAAUUAUGGUAAUUUCAGAGAUAAAUAAAAGUGGAUGGAAAAGUCUUCAGUGCUGUACAUAAUGUAGUAAUUGAUACACGAAAACGUC